This is a messenger RNA of Pogoniulus pusillus (Red-fronted tinkerbird), 1226 nucleotides long. It is a transcript of the gene RNASET2, whose product is annotated as ribonuclease T2. The record is from RefSeq and is a predicted model, not a curated record. Gene Ontology annotation, cellular component: extracellular region. The transcript is spliced from 10 exons. Gene Ontology annotation, biological process: RNA catabolic process. Bases 264 to 1028 code for a protein of 254 amino acids. Gene Ontology annotation, molecular function: RNA binding; ribonuclease T2 activity. Lineage: Eukaryota; Metazoa; Chordata; Aves; Piciformes; Lybiidae.
GUCAGCGGGAGGCGGGGCGGGUUCCGCUCGGCCCCGCGGAGGAGCCCGGAAGGCGGCCCUGCGCCGUGGGGUGCUGGGGGUGUGUGGGUUUGCUUUGUUCCUCUGGCCGUGCCACCUGCAGCUCCCGCCGGGGCGCUUGCUGUGCGAGGUCAGACCCGCCGGCUGCGAGUCCGUGUGCACGGCCCUGCACAGAGGUCCGGGCCGCAGGUGUGCUCCUGCGUAGCAGGGCCCAAGGAGUCGGCGGAAGGUAUUUGGCUAACAAAAUGAAGCCUACAAAGCUACAGUUUUGGAUUCUAUGUUGGUUUUCUAUGGCAUUAUGCUGUUGGUGUGCUUCAGAUAAAUUCACACAAAGUGACACCCCUCAUACCUGGAAAAAGUUGUAUCUUGCUCAUCAUUGGCCAGUGACUGUGUGUAAGAUGAGUGCUAAUGACUGUCAAGACCCUCCAGAAUACUGGACAAUCCAUGGACUGUGGCCUGACAAAGGUGAAGAAUGUAAUAGGAGUUGGCACUUCAAUGUCACUGAGAUUAAGGAUCUUAUGUCAGACAUGAGACACUAUUGGCCUGAUGUGCUUCAUUCAUCCCAGAAUCGUACACAAUUCUGGAAACAUGAGUGGGAGAAGCAUGGCACUUGUGCAGCCACACUUGAUGUCCUUAAUUCUCAGAAGAAAUACUUUGGUAAAGCCUUGGAACUUUAUGAGCACAUUGAUCUUAAUAGUUGUCUCCUGAAAGCAGGGAUAAAGCCAAGCAGUUCAUAUUACCAGAUGACUGCCAUAAAGGAAGCUCUUACAAGAUUCUAUGGUGUAACUCCAAAGAUCCAAUGCCUUCCUCCAGAACAGGGUGAAAAAGCACAAACAAUUGGUCAGAUUGAAUUCUGCUUCACCAAAGAACUGCAGCUGAGAAACUGCACGGCAUUGAAGAGUGAAUCCAACCCAGUGCCGGCUGUCCUGAAGCUUGGAACUGAGGAGCUGUCUAUCUGCAACGAUUCUCUCCCAACCUAUUAUCCUUCACAGGUUCAAGUUCACAAAUGAAGCCUUGAGAGUUUGAAACAUUUUAAAUGGCACCAAAAAAUGAACCCUUAAGCAUUGUACCUUGGAAAGCUGUUUUGGCUUAUCAUCAGGGCUUUGCAAUAUUGCUAUCACAAGCAUACUGUGAAGAUUUCUUCUGGAAAACACACUUCUUUUGCCAUUAAAGUGGAAUGAUCCACACUGUAGUAUCAGUCACACUGA